GACGCGCGGGCUUUUUGGACGUUGACUGGGACCUCCUAACAGCGACGUCUCCCAGCGUUCCAUGUGAACGUUCUAAGACAGUGCGCAGCAUUAACAUCAGGAACAUAUCUAUACUUAAAAGAGCACUCGUGGUUUCAGAUUGACAAUAACAUUCCCCCAUAACAUCAAGGCUCACCAAAUCGCAUCUUACGAUGUCUGGGUCUACUACAUUUGUGCUUGAACCUGAUAACCCAUGCAAUACGGUUAUCAGAGACCAGGAAACGGGUGAACGAGUUUACACGGUAUACACCGAGCACACGAAGAAAGAUACAAUCACAUAUGUGAGGAAUGGCGAUGGCGACCAGAUCGCAUCAUCCAAGUGGAGGGAUGUUACUUCUGACAUCAUCAAGUUGGGAAAUACAGAAGAGUUUCCGUCCAGUGCCUGGUUGAAGAAGAGCAUCAUACCUUUCAGCGAUUCUGUCUCGUGGAAAGAUAGUCGCGGAAAGCAAAUGAAGUGGAAGGGAAAUUCACCAGGUUUAGCAUUACAGUUAUUCACCGAGGGAGACAAUAAGCAGCCUGUGGCUCGGUUCAUAAAGUCACGUCGAUCUAGGGGAAAGGAUCUUAAUUCCCCCGCACAAGAGGUUCAACCUGCUACUCUUGUCCUGGAUUCUCGCGCGAUGGAGAUUUGCGAUUUGGUUGUGAUUUCCUUUCUUUUUCUUGAGAAAAGCCGACGGGCGAGGGACAACUCUACCCAACAUAGGGCUGAUUCGAUGACAUACGCCCCUGGCUCCAGCUAUACCAUAAAUAACGGAGGGGCAUGAGCACUAAGUUUUGUAUUUUGCGGAUCAGAGCCUGUAUGUAAUAAGUAUUUGAAACGACAAAACCUUCCGAUACUCGUGUGCACUGGUCGAUUCCAACAUGUACAGGCUAUAGCAUAGUGUGAACAUUAGGGGUUUAAUAGUAUCAUCGAUUAUUGACUUACUGUAGAGUCCUGCAUACAUUGUUUAGUAAGCAGAGGCGGCCCCUAAUUUGUCAAUACUAAUCGUCUAUGACGUUGUAUCGA
Messenger RNA from Serpula lacrymans var. lacrymans S7.9, 1042 nucleotides. RefSeq lists its product as uncharacterized. NCBI's taxonomy places the organism in Eukaryota, Fungi, Basidiomycota, Agaricomycetes, Boletales, Serpulaceae. The coding region runs from base 192 to 800 and encodes 202 amino acids. The record is from RefSeq and is a predicted model, not a curated record. The transcript is spliced from 3 exons.